This is a messenger RNA of Neolamprologus brichardi, 1297 nucleotides long. NCBI's taxonomy places the organism in Eukaryota, Metazoa, Chordata, Actinopteri, Cichliformes, Cichlidae. The record is from RefSeq and is a predicted model, not a curated record.
AGGAAACAAGCGGCGUCCGCACCAUAUGAUUGGAAGUUACACAAUGACGUCGACGGAAGUGUUUUCGGCCGCUAGCGCGGGAAGACUCACGGACGCUGUUGAGGACACGGAGUUAAGCAGACAGGGGUCGAGCCAGCUGCCAGAAUUAUUAUUACUACUACUGGAGUUUUAGAUAUUCAUUCACUUGGAAUUAUUAGAAUAAAGAAGAGUCAUGCAAGCAUUUUUGAAAGGAGCAACAGUUCAGGCAGCCAGGCCUCAGAAAGAUAAGGCAGUGGCUGGACCCAGUGCAGAGAAGAAAGCCAAGGCUGUUCCUUGGGUAGAAAAGUACAGGCCGAAGUGUGUUGAUGAGGUGGCCUUUCAGGAGGAGGUUGUAGCAGUGUUGAAGAAGUCUCUGGAGGGAGCAGAUCUUCCCAACUUGCUCUUCUAUGGCCCUCCUGGAACAGGAAAGACCUCUACCAUCUUAGCUGCUGCCAGAGAACUUUAUGGUCCACAACUGUACAGGCAGAGGGUGCUGGAGCUCAAUGCCUCAGAUGAAAGAGGCAUCCAGGUCGUCAGAGAUAAAGUCAAAAACUUUGCUCAGCUCACUGUUGCCGGGACACGCCCAGACGGGAAGUCGUGUCCUCCUUUUAAGAUCAUCAUACUGGAUGAGGCCGAUUCCAUGACAGCGCCAGCUCAAGCUGCUCUCAGACGGACCAUGGAGAAGGAGUCUCGCACAACUCGGUUUUGUCUCAUCUGUAACUAUAUAAGCAGUAUAGCAGCAUUGGUGCGGGUGUCUGAAGGCGAUCUGCGGAAAGCAAUCACAUUUUUGCAAAGUGCUGCACGCCUCAAUGUCGACAAGGAAAUCACUGAUUGUGCUGUCAUUGAAAUAGCAGGGGUUGUACCUGACAAGAUGAUUGACAACCUGCUCCAAAUCUGCUUCAGAGGAACAUUUGAGAAACUGGAGGUAGCAGUCAGGAACAUGGUGGAUGAAGGCUACGCAGCCACACAGAUCUUGACACAGCUUCAUGAGUGUGUCAUAGAGCAGGACCUGAGUGACAAGCAGAAGUCGACUAUCACAGAGAAGAUGGCAGUAAUCGGCAACACAGGGGCACCACAAAUGACCGUCAUCUCCCCCUUCCUCUUCACCCUCUACACCACAGACUUGAGACACUGCACAUGGACCUGCCAUCUUCAGAAGUUUUCUGAUGGCUCUGCGGUGUUUGGAAGCAUCAGCAAGGGUGAUGAAACAAACUCGCUGAUGGAAGCUGGAAAAUUUAAAUUCUGCACCUACAGAGAGGAUAAACUCCAGGACGCCUAA